AUGGCAGCAGUGGAAGUCGGGUUUCCGGCGGUAUCUCGAUGGAUCGCGGCCGACGACGACGGCGAGGCCUUUGUGAUUCGCAAGUUUGAUCGGCUCGCCGCCCGGAACCUGUUAUACCUACAGGCCCGUAUGUUGGCGCUCCAGGGGCGCCUUGCGCAAUGGGGAGUCCCUAUUCAAGAGGAGCAAGGACCCAAAGUCCCCAUGGAAACUAGAGAGAAGAUGAAGAAGCAUAUAGAUUUACAUGAAGAGCUCCGCAAGACCAUAAAAGAGUACCGUUAG
Pyricularia grisea is the source of this 279-nucleotide messenger RNA. RefSeq lists its product as uncharacterized. Bases 1 to 279 code for a protein of 92 amino acids. Lineage: Eukaryota; Fungi; Ascomycota; Sordariomycetes; Magnaporthales; Pyriculariaceae. The record is from RefSeq and is a predicted model, not a curated record. The transcript is spliced from 2 exons.